GUCUCGAGGGAACACACAACCGGGUACGUCAAGAAAAGUUAGACUUUGCGCAUGAGAGCCUCGACAGUCGCUUUUCCGAUCAUCUUGGCAAAGUUUGAUUCUCAAUUCCACUGACGGCAACUGGAUGGCAACAUUUAAACCUGCGGCACAUCGAUUUUUUCCACCUUUCUAAAAACUCAAUGGAUUCUUGAGAUGUGUUAAUAUUACUUGUCGACCCUCAUGGAUUCGUGUUUUUCUGUUUGUGUUCGAAACAGCGGUUAUGAUGAUGCCACCCCACAUUCGAGCUACGUUCAUGCCAAACCCACCUAUCAGACAGCUCCCGCCAGUCAAGAGCAAAAGAAGAAAGAAACCAACGGAGGGUGUGUUCCAGUUCAUGGAUAAAUUUGAAAAAACACCUGCCCCCAAACGCAUCGUUCAGCCGACUCCAAAAUCUAUGAAAAAGGCGAAGAUGGAAGCUCGAACGAAGGGUCUCGACGACCAGCGCAAAGCGUUGAUUGAAGAUUAUCGAAAAAUUCAGAGAGACUGCGGUGGCGAGUACGAAGGAAUGAAUUGCUACAAUACGCUUUUUGUGGGACGGUUAGCCUACGAGGUAACGGAAGGGAAAUUGUUGAGAGAAAUGGAGGCAUUCGGACCCGUCAAGGACAUCAAACUCAUUGUCGACCAAAACGGAAAAUCGCGAGGUAUUGGUUUUGUAGAGUACGAAAAUGAAGAAGACAUGAAGAGGGCGUACCGUGGUGCUGACCGGAUGAGAAUUGAGGGCAGAGAAAUUGUUGUGGAUGUGGAGCGGGGCCACACGGUUCCGACCUGGUUGCCCCGUAGGCUCGGAGGAGGACUCGGCGGGACCCGGCUGGGKGGAAAAGACAAAAACGUGACGGCCCCCGGGAGGUUUGAUCCGAGCCGGAUGAUGGAACGCUCUUCAUCGGGAAUGAUGGGCGAAGAGCCGGGUGGAAUGGGCCGGGGGCAUGGACCACCGCCCGGCGGCGGAUACUACGACGGACCACCCAGCAAUUAUGGCGGUGGCGGUGGCGGUGGAUACGGAGACUAUUCGAGAGGCGGUGGCGACCGCGACCGUCGGAGGAGGCGAUCACGAAGCCGCAGUCCAGACCGUGGAAGGUACGCCCCGCGGCCGCGGUACUAGAAUUACGGCGUCGCGGAACCAGAACAGGGAGAAUAAUAGUAUCAAGUAAAG
Pseudo-nitzschia multistriata is the source of this 1189-nucleotide messenger RNA. NCBI's taxonomy places the organism in Eukaryota, Bacillariophyta, Bacillariophyceae, Bacillariales, Bacillariaceae. The record is from the annotation of a GenBank genome assembly.